Messenger RNA from Manis pentadactyla (Chinese pangolin), 3066 nucleotides. It is a transcript of the gene CX3CL1, whose product is annotated as C-X3-C motif chemokine ligand 1. Gene Ontology annotation, cellular component: extracellular region. Gene Ontology annotation, biological process: inflammatory response; chemokine-mediated signaling pathway; cellular response to interleukin-1. The transcript has 2 exons. The coding region runs from base 16 to 1686 and encodes 556 amino acids. NCBI's taxonomy places the organism in Eukaryota, Metazoa, Chordata, Mammalia, Pholidota, Manidae. Gene Ontology annotation, molecular function: CCR chemokine receptor binding; chemokine activity. The record is from RefSeq and is a predicted model, not a curated record.
AAGGGGUAAAGGUUUAUGAUUUUUCACGGUGUGGGAGAGACACCUCCCAGAACACAGGAGAGCUUAUCAGACCCAGACUUCAGGGACCCGAGGCCCUCCUGGCCGGCUCGCAGCCAGCACUCCCUUUUCCUCUGUCCGUCUGUCCUUUUGUUUAUCGCCCACUUAGGAGAGAGGACCCUGGAUCAGGUCCUAGGGUGGUGCCGGGUCAGGUUAGGGAGGUGGCCAUCACUGCCAGGAAGAGAGAAGGCCUUUGACCCCCAUCAAGCCUGCACCAGCCUCCCAGGCAGGUCCUCGCGAGGGAAGCCCUCUGAGCAGCCAGCCGAGAGCCCUGCCGCCGGCCCUCAGCCCGAGACUGGAGCUGCUCGGUUCCUUGGCAACAUCCUGAGGAAUCCAGCCGCCGCGCACUGGCUCCCUUCCUCUCCCCUCCCACCCGCCUGCCUGCCGGGGGCGGAGGCACAGGCAGCGGCUGCGGAGCCCCAUUAUAAAACGCGAGGACGUGCUCCGGCGGUGGGGUCACAGCACCGAUCUGGGACGCCGGCUCCGCGGCCUGCCCUGGCCCCGCCUGGACCCCCGCCCGCCCUCAGCCAUGGCUCCUCCAGCUCCAUCGUGGCUGCUCCGCUUGGCUGCCAUCUGCCAUCUGACCAUGCUGAUGGCUGCUUCAAGACCCAACGGAAACUACAGAUCUGUGCUGACCCAAAGGAGCAAUGGGUCCAGAAAGCCAUAGAGCAUCUAGACCACCGGGCUGCUGCUCCAACUCAAAAUGGCGGCACGUUUGAGAAGCAAAUCGGCAUGGGUGAGCCCAGGAGCGCCCCAGCCACCAGUGGAAUGAAUAGGUCCGCGGUCACAGAGCCCAGAGCCACAGGGGAGAGCAGUAGCCAGGAGGCAAAGAGGGCCUCAGGGGCCUCUCCAGAACUGCCAACAGGAGAGGCUGGUUCCCGGGGGAACAGGAACCCCUCCACUUCAAAGGCUGCAGACGGAGGGCCUCCGGUUUGGCCCGAGACAACUGAGCCGUUCAGCCCAGCCGACGUCAACACUGCCAUAUUGUGGCAGAGUUCUGCUGCCUACAGACCUGGGUCGGUUCUCGGGGCUGAAGAAAAAGCCUCUGAGGCUCCCUCCACCCAGACCCUCUCUACCCCAGCCCUUUCUACUGAGGUCUCCUCCACCCAGACCCUGGCCCUUUCCACCCAGGACCCCACCAUUUCACACACAGCCCCAGAAGACAACACAAGGCCUGAAGGCCAACCUGUGUGGACCAAGGGCCAGAAACCCACACCAGAGAACUCUCUAGGGCCAAAGGAGACGGGUCCCACCUCAGCUCACAUGGAUGCUUUCCCAGGGCUGGGAAGCACACCCCGUGUCCCUGUCUCCUCUGCAGGGGCCCCCAGCAGGGAACCAGUGGCCUCAGGUAGCUGGGGCCCCAAGGCUAAGGAGACCAUCCAUGCCACUGUGGACCCCCAGAAGCUGGGUGUCCUCAUCACUCCUGUCCCUGACUCCCAGGUGGCCACCCGGAGGCAGGCGGUGGGGCUCUUGGCCUUCCUUGGCCUCCUCUUCUGCCUGGGGGUGGCCAUGUUUGCCUACCAGAGCCUCCAGGGCUGCCCCCACAAGCUGUCAGGGGACAUGGUGGAAGGGCUUCGCUGUGUCCCCCGGAACUGUGCCAGUAACUCAUAUGUUUUGGUGCCAGUGUGAUAGCCCACCUGCCUGCAUCUAGCUGUUUAACUCAGACAGCUUCCUGGGGUCCUUCGUCCUCACACUCACCCUUACCCAAGGGCCUGACCCAGACUGGGGUGAUUGGAGCAGGGAGGUGGGACCUCCCAGGUGGGGCUGCUCCCAGCUCCCAGGCCUACUCCAGGAGGUCACUCUUGACCAUUCUUGACCUUCUGGGGACAGAGAUGAUGGCCUCUGCAACUCACUCCAAUGACCCUAAGUCAGAAAACCCUCUUCUGCUGCUGGCUAGUUAGAGGUUCCCUUUGACACAGUCCCAGCCCCAGUGAACAAUUAUUUAUUGAACACCCAGCCCCUCUGGCCCAUGUCCCCAAGAGAGUACCACAGUCAUCCCAUCUCACAGAUGAGCUGCAGGCCAGGUGCCGUCUGUCCGCUGCCUCAGACCUCACUGUGUCUCUUGGUCCCACUGCAGUUGCCAGUCACCCCGGCCACUUGCGGUGCUAUCUCCCCUGUCCCCUGUACAGAGCCCAUGCCUCAGCCGGGGGGCCUACCUUUUUUUGCAUGAGGCUAGUGUGUUUCCUGGGACUGCUCCCAGCAAAGGCUCUGCCCUCGGUUGCCAUGGGAGGGGGUGUGGGAGUUCUCCAGUAGCUCUGACUUCUUUCCCUCCUCAGUCUUUGCUGUGCAAUGGGGAAACAUUAACUGUGCAUGUGAAGGCUGGGGUUCGGGUCCCAGGCCCACCACCAGCCCGACAAGGCAUCUGUAAAGAAGGAUGGUAAAUGUGUGGCAAUAACCUGUAUCCCUGAUGUCAUCAUGAAUUUAUCCAGAGACCCAGAGCAUGGUCUCACAGCCUUCAGCGGCAGAGCAGCUUAGUCACUCUCUGCCAACCAGUGGGACUGGCACGUCCGUGAACCCUGGACUUGGAGGGCAGUCUCCACUUCCCUCUCAUUGUCCCUGAGAGUGAUCUUUGCCCUCCCCCUGAGCAGCCUCCCACGGGCUGGGCUUCCCCUGGGUGCGGGUGACAGUCUACUUGGCAAAUAAAUGCCCAGAGGAAGCAAAGGAAACUGGUUCUCAGAGAGAGAGGGCAGCCAUGCUGCUCUGCCCACCUGCAAAGGGGGGCACAACAGGACUGAAUGCACUUUUGGGGGGCUCCUCCACAUUGGGAGAACCUUCAGGGGGUGGGACACCCAUGUUGGGGCUCCCCUCCCUUGUGAGAAGGCAGCUGGGGCCACUGGUCCCCCUUCCAUAGACUUGAUUAGUUCCCCCAAGCAGGACAUGGACAGGGACAGUUUUGGGGGGACUUUAGAAGAAGUUGGUUGAUCCUUUUGCUUUUCCAACCCAAUCACCAAUGUCCAUGCCAUUUUGUAAUUUACUAAUAAAAUUGAAAAGUCUUGUGAAUCGAAUAAA